AUGAUAGAGCAGUUGUCACAACACGGGGUAUUACCUUCUGAUCUAUCCCCUUCAUUGUUGAAGACUGCUAGGGUCAAGAACCCAAUGGCCAAAGGCGCCCAUGGAACAAAGAUUAUAGCAGAAACUGGAAAUGAGAGCGAGAAUAAUAAUAUUAAGGCUAGCGACAUGAAUGUACAGAGAGCAGAGGACUUGAAAGAUUUACAAACUUUAGACAUUGAUAUAAGAUGGACCAUUCUAUGUGAUUUGUUCUUGGUCCUGAUAUCUGACUCCGUAUAUGAUUCUAGGUCACGAACAUUGUUUCAGAAAGUCGGCAAAGAAUUGGGUGUUUCAGAGCUGGAAAUUGCACAAUUCGAAUCGAAAGUCACAGACGCACUGGAGAUUGAGGAGGGAAGUAUUCAGACUUGGGAUGAAAGUGAAAUAAUGGAAGCAAGGAGAAAACUGGCAUUAAAGAAAAAGUACAUGUAUGUUGGCUUAGCUACUUUGGGAGGCGGACUUGUAAUCGGUUUAUCUGCCGGACUGCUAGCCCCAGUUAUUGGUGCUGGCCUUGCUGCUGGAUUCACGACAAUUGGUAUCACAGGCACCACUGGUUUCUUGGCUGGUGCUGGAGGUGCUGCUGUAGUUACUACCACGGGUGCUGCCAUUGGUGCUCGAAUAGGGUCAAAAGGAAUGUCUAAGCGUAUGGGACAUGUGAAGACUUUCGAAUUUAGACCACUGCACAAUCAUAAGAGAGUUAACGCCAUUAUUACGGUUUCAGGUUGGAUGUUAGGUAAAGAAGACGAUGUUCGGUUGCCAUUCUCUACUGUAGAUCCGAUAAUGGGGGAUAUUCUUUCUGUACUAUGGGAGCCCGAGAUGUUGCAAUCUAUGGGACAGACUAUCAAUAUUUUAGCAACAGAAGUAUUAACCCAAAGUAUUCAGCAAAUUUUAGGCUCCACUGUUCUCGUGGCAUUGAUGGCAUCUAUCCAGCUGCCUAUGGUUUUGUCGAAAUUAGGCUAUCUUUUAGAUAAUCCUUGGAGUGUGUCGCUGGAUAGAGCUUGGAGCUCGGGACUGAUCUUGGCUGAUACUCUUAUAAACCGUAAUCUAGGUGUUCGUCCUGUCACUUUGGUUGGGUUUAGUCUAGGUGCAAGAGUUAUAUAUUCAUGUUUGGUAGAACUGGCUAGAAGAGGGGCAUUUGGGCUGGUUGAGGACGUUUUUAUAUUUGGUGCCCCUGUGGUAGUAAAACGCAGUCAGUUCCUGCUAGCAAGAUCUGUUGUGAGUGGUCGUUUUUUAAACGGAUAUUCUCGUAAAGAUUGGAUUUUGGGGUACUUGUUUAGAGCUACAAGUGGUGGUCUGGGAAGGGUGGCAGGUCUCGCUCCGAUCGAAAAUGUGCCUACAAUCGAGAAUUAUGAUAAUACAGAACUGGUGGAUGGACAUAUGGGUUACCGUAAAGCUAUUCCAAAACUUCUUCGUAACUGCGGCUGGGAAGUGUUAAGCGAGGAAUUCACAGAAAUCGAAGAUCCUGAUCCAGAUAAGCUCAGAGAGAAGCAACGGGAGCUGAUAGUGGAAUUUGAUCAGGCUAGACGGCAAAUGGAGGAGGAAGCCAAAAACCAGAAGAAGGCAAGCGGUAAAUCGAAAUUGUUUUCCUGGAUGAAACCCAAAAAGAAGGAAUGGUGGGAAAUGGCUGAUAAAGAUGCCAAUACAACCAGUGAGGCUUCCGAAAAUGCGCCGCCUCAAGCAGAUGAUCAAAUGAGCGAUGUCAUUUUUGAUUUGGAUGCUAUAAAACAGGAAGUAAAAAAUCUUGAGCAAGUGGAACAGGUGAAAGACAAUGCGAAGGUUGCUGAUACGAUCCAGGUGAAUAGUUCAUACACUGAAUUCGAAGAAUAUGACCCGGGCCAGUUGAAUGGUGAAGGUGAAGAUGUGCAGAUGACUUUUGAUGCAUUUGAGGAUGAUGAGGUUGAAAGGAACGGUGGGAAGCCUGUCUAUGGCAGCCAAAGUACUACCACCCUUCCCAACCAGGAUUCAUAUGCACAACACUCUCCACAUAGUAGCUCUUUGCAAUUUGGAGCUAGGGAGGCAGAGUCACAGCUAGAGCCGAAAGGAAAUUCUGAUGUAACUAGUCACGAACCUGCGCCUGUAGAAUCAUCGCGACCAAAAGCAGAUAGAGUUUCACUGGAAUCUACUAGUCAGGAUAAUAAGGACGUCAAUACCACAGCCAACAUUAACACUAGGUAUCCAGAAUACGAGGAUGAAAUUCCUGAUGAAAACAACAUUGUAAUGACUUUCGAUUAA
Sugiyamaella lignohabitans is the source of this 2265-nucleotide messenger RNA. RefSeq lists its product as uncharacterized. NCBI's taxonomy places the organism in Eukaryota, Fungi, Ascomycota, Dipodascomycetes, Dipodascales, Trichomonascaceae. The transcript has a single exon. The record is from RefSeq and is a predicted model, not a curated record. The coding region runs from base 1 to 2265 and encodes 754 amino acids.